Linum trigynum is the source of this 1683-nucleotide messenger RNA. Lineage: Eukaryota; Viridiplantae; Streptophyta; Magnoliopsida; Malpighiales; Linaceae. The record is from the annotation of a GenBank genome assembly.
UUGGACGUGGGUGUGGGCGGGUGUAUGCUGAUCUUUGGUCAGUUCCUCAAGCUGUGGUUCUUUUUGGACCAUGCGAGACCUCUAGUUGGGUGGUCAGUUGGUGGGUCUGGUUGAAUUUGUGUGGUUCUGGUGAGUCUGAGUUGAUCAGCGCGUUACCUUUUGGUGUUCUCGAUGCUAUUUGAGAGGGAAACAGAGGAAAACAACUUAUACUUGGUGAAUUAGGAGCCACGUAGCUCUUCAAUUUUUGCCCACUCAUUUAGAUGAACGACUCAAUUCUCUAUGUCUGCUUUUUUCAUUGGUUUCCGUCUCGAGAGAUGCACUUUCUCUAUUAGAAGUAGAAAUGGUGAGGAAUCUCAUUCACCACUUGCCUUUUAGUUGUCUCUUUCUACCAUCUCACUUCCCAUCCAAUCUUACAUGCUCUCCUUCUUCCCCUAUCACUUACAGGAGGAAAAAUUAAAAAAAAAAACCCUCUUGAUACCUCUAUUUUCUCACCCCCUGAUUCAAAUCAGCAAACUCAGAGGAUUCCCAGACGACAGAGAUAUGGGUAUUGGCCGUUUUCACGACUUCCAGAAGGCUUAUGAGUUGACAAUGUUGAGGAUGUGGGAGAACUGGACAACGUCAAGCAACUCAGUGAGCAACACGUCUUUUAGAACUCCUCUUAGUGAUGAAAACCUGUUGUUCGGAAGCACCCUCUUGCUAUUGCCAAAUUUAGAUCUUCUAAUCUCCGUGUUCCAACAACAGCCACUGUGUCAGCAAACCAGCAAAUAUUGGUAGAGAAGGUUAAAUAACUUCCUCUAUAGAUGUUUUGUAUAUAAUAUUUGACUCGAUUGCUUCCCCUAAUCACUAGUUUUCUUGAUUCUGCCGUUUUUUAGGCUUAAGUUGCAGUUGGAACAACAACGAUGAUAGUGGCAAAGAGAUUCAGGUAGGGAGAGAUGGGGAAACCCCAGAGCUAUGCGGCUUGGAAUUCCGUCGGUCUAUUACUCUUUUCCAUUUAUUCUGACUCGGAUCUGCGGAUUCAGAUCUAUCGGACUGAUCGAGGGCCGCACGAUCAUCAUUGAGACGUCGUCUCUGACAGAGACGUCGAUGGAGGUUAUUCUCUCUCCUCGAUGGUUCUAUUUAUCUAUUUCCUUUCUCUGCCCCCUAUUAUCUAAACCAGUUUUCUCUUCUUUGAUCCAUGGCUUUUGUUUGAUGCCUUUGAGGACGAUCAUGGAUUUUGUAGUGGACUAUCACCAUGAACUUCGUAGCGAUGUAACUGGUUUCAGGUAAUUUUUCUCUAUGUUGACUAGAUGAGUAGCCAGCCAUCUUCCUGUGCUUUCCCCGCACCAGUGCGUUGUGGAAGAUUCAGGUACCUCAAACAACAGCCAUUGUCUAGAUGAGCUUUGACCAUGGUAAGCUACAUCUUCCUCAUUUUAUUUCAUUUCAUUUUCUUUUCUUCCUUCUAUUUCAUUCCAUGACAAGCGCUGUUAUUGACAAUUAUAUGUCCAAUGUUUUUUUUUUUUUGUACUUUUUGACAAUAACGUCUCCCAAAUAAUUGUGGAUGGAUGCCAACAUUUCAUUUUCUUCUUAGUUCUCAUUCUAUUGCGUCCACACAUCUUAUAAUGCUUAUAUGAUGUCAUGCCUUUUGAGGAUAUGAGUUUGCCUUGGCUUUUGGAAGAGUUCCUCCAAUUAAGUAACUGUGUUUUG